AAUUCUGGAAAUCUUCAGAUGUUCGAGAUAUAGAAAAACUUGGGUACACUUAUCUUGAAGUGGCAAAAUUUAAAGGUCAAGAUCCCAAAAAAUUGCAAGCUUAUCUUCUUGAACUUUAUAAACCUGAUCCUCAUUGUGGACGAAGAUUUUUUGUAAAGUUGACUAUCAAAGCAGGAAAAUUAGCUGGGUCAUACUCUAUUAGAGUAUUUAUAGAUUUGCCUGAUGCGAAUGCUCAAACACCAGUAACCUCACCUCAUUUUGCUGGCUUGGUUGCCAUGUGGCAAAGCAAUAGUCAUACUCAUAAUAAUACUUUUGUUGUUGGAUCUGUCGAUAUUACAGCAGCUAUGGUACGAUUGAAUUCACGAACUGAAACUUUCGAAGCUAUUCAAGAUGUUAAUAUUACGACAGGCUUGUUAA
Molecule: messenger RNA, 417 nt
Organism: Dentiscutata erythropus
Lineage: Eukaryota; Fungi; Glomeromycota; Glomeromycetes; Diversisporales; Gigasporaceae
Source: the annotation of a GenBank genome assembly